This is a messenger RNA of Formica exsecta, 4584 nucleotides long. RefSeq lists its product as uncharacterized. Lineage: Eukaryota; Metazoa; Arthropoda; Insecta; Hymenoptera; Formicidae. The record is from RefSeq and is a predicted model, not a curated record. The transcript is spliced from 6 exons. Bases 800 to 2779 code for a protein of 659 amino acids.
GGGUACGCUGCUGGUCGUCGACGACGACGAAGGCGACGGCGACGACGACGUAUGCGCGAGAAUCUCCGUCAGUCGGCGACGGAGUUGCCUACUUGCAGCGUGGGUGGCACGUGCGCGCGUCUCGUCGACCCGGCCAGUUCGAUUCGAUUAAAGGCUUCGCCGCAACCCUCGCUCGCCGCGCGAGCGAGGUGAGACCUCGUGCCCGUGGGUCGUUAUGCGUCGAGCGUCGUCAUCCCCUAAUAAGCUGCGUAAGGGGGCAUACGCGAUACGAGGAUAUGCGAUAAACAUAGUCGGCAAUUCGCGUUUUAACGCGUCGACGAGGAAUUGUGACACGAUCAACCGCCUACUACUGUUUGAUACGUCGCCAAGCGCGUUCGAAAGCUCGAGACGACGACUUUGCAUCGCUCUUGAUCGCCGACGCAUCCAAGAGAAGAAUAUGCAAGAGGCAUUUAUCUAAUCAGUUGGAUGCUUUGCCACUUUAACCCUUAACUGAACGAGGGUCGAGAUAGCGAGAUAGUCGAUCUCGUCUCAGCGUCCUCGCAAAGCACGGCGGCCACUCGAUGAUCGCCUUCCUUUCUCGAAAGGACGAGGAAGCUGAGGACGAAGAGAACGGGGCGAGUCGUAGAAGGACGAAUGUCUACAUCGUGAUCGGCGAUGCCGUACGAAAGAACUGGGCGACAAGGGACGAACAGUUGAGACGUCCUCGAACGAGGGUAAACCGAUCGCGGAUACAACGAAGUCGAUUAAGACGCGAGAACGGGAUCCUUUGUAACCCCGAGAAAGGCGUGACCUCGGCAACAUGAUGUGGAAGGCAAAAUGGUCACGCUUCACCGAGUGCUUCUGCCGACGACCCGGCCUCGUUCUGGUUCUGCUACCGUGCCUGAUUGUCAUCACCCUGUACCUCGUUCCCGACGACGACUACGAAUACGACGUACAGUAUCCGUCCUUCAAGUCGUACAACAUUACGGAAGGCAUGGUGGACGGUUACCUCGUGUGGAAUCCGAAAUGUCACAUGCUGUCCAAAGAGCCUCUGGAUCCGUCCAUCGCGAAAUUCGUGAGGAAGGAGAAGCUGCAGAAAUGUCCGAACGAUCUCAUCCUCUCGCAAAUUUCGAGAGAACCUAACGGCAGCGUGUUUCUUUCCCUCGAUUCCGCCAUGCACAGCGACGUCAUCUGCUGCUGGUCAUCCGUGGUCAGACCCAAGGUGGACAAGCCCAAGAAGAAUAACUACGACUCGACGAUAUCAGUCAAGCAGUGCGAGAAUUUCACGGGACACGUGGCACUCGCCCGCGAAGUGGAAGUGGCGUACGUAUCGUGCAAGGCGAAGACCAAGUCGAAACCCAAGGCGAAGACGAAAUCGUCGACGAAGACGGUGUACGAGAAUGUUCACGCAAUUUUGAAUCCGGAGAAGGUGCGCGAUCGCAACGGCAGCCAGUCCGGGAACUCGACGAGGAAGCUAAGCGUGCUCGUCCUCGGCAUCGACAGUGUCAGCCGACUGAAUUUUUAUCGCGCUAUGCCGAAGACCGAGAAGUAUCUGCGCGAGGCCGGUUGGAUCGGUUUGAAAGGCUACAACAAGAUCGGCGACAACACGUUUCCGAAUCUGAUGGCGAUUCUGACCGGUCAGACGCCGCAACAGGCGUACUCGCAAUGCAAACCGACGGUGGCCUACAAGCUCGACAACUGUCCUUUCGUCUGGCACAAUUUCCGCAACGCCGGCUACGUCACGGCCUACGGCGAGGACGAGACAGCCCUCAAUACAUUUAACUACCUCAAGGUCGGCUUUGUCGAGCCGCCCACGGAUUACUACCUGAGACCUUAUAUGCUGGCCAGCGAGAAGCUUCUCAAAAUUAAAAAAAGAUUCAACAUGAAAUACUGCACCGGUCCCGAAUUGAGCUUUGACCGGAUCUUCGAUUACGCCGUGAAUUUCGCCCGGACUUUUGUCGGCGUGCCGUACUUCGGUUUCUUCUGGACGAACACCAUCAGCCACGACAACAUGAACGGCAUCUCGUCGAUAGACACUCAUAUGUUGAAGAGAUUUGAAUUUUUGGAACAAGACGGGAUUUUGAACGACACAAUGAUAAUCUUCCUGAGCGAUCACGGUAUGCGAUGGGGCGAGUUUCGCACAACCUUUGUCGGUUGGUACGAGGAGAGGUUACCGUACAUCUACAUCUGGCUACCCGAGUGGUUCCGCCGGGAGAAUCCCGAGGCCUAUCGAGCCCUCGCGGUGAAUCAGAACCGACUCACUUCUCCGUUCGAUCUCUACGAGACCUUAAGGGACAUCCUCAUCAUCGGAGGUGGCGAUGCCGAUCCUAGUCCGGGAUGUUCCACCUGUCAAUCCCUCUUCACGCCUGUUCCCAGAGAGAGAGGCUGUCUUGACGCGGGAGUAGCUUAUCAUUGGUGUACCUGCACGGCCUUCAAACCAAUCAACGUCAACAACAAGAUCGUCACCGCUGGCGUGCAGAAGUUUCUGGAUCACGUGGAAAACAUUGUGAAAAAUUACAAGGACAAGAAGGGUCGACGAUUGUGUGCGCGGCUCAGGCUAAAAAAGAUGCAUCAGGUGAACGAGAUGAUCGAUUUCGGCGCGGAAAACCAAUCCAGCGUCGCGUAUUUCUACAUGAUCCAGACAACGCCCGGGAACGGUAACUUCGAGGUCACCAUCAGGUACCACGGCGUCAACAAUUACACUCUGUCCGACAGCGAAGUCAGCAGAAUUAAUCCUUACGCCACGAGCGCGAGGUGUCUAAAUCGUGGCAUGAAGCAGUAUUGCCAUUGCAUCAAGUAGACACUGUGAACUCUCGGGAACGGGAAUUUUUCAUCUUGCGCGCGUUGUACUUCAUUAGUGUUUCGAUGAAUUGAAUCGAUCACCGCACAAAAAAAUCAACUGUUUUUUAAUCAAAAACAUUAAAGUUUUUAUAAGUGUAGUUGUAUCUCCACAACGGAUGGCGAAGAAUAUUCAGACUUUACUUCAAAUAAUUUUUUCGAAGCGAAAAGCUCGCGAAAUUAUUACAAGAAGAUUCGAUUUUACGACGUGUGUUUUUCCUGCAACGAUCGAUUCAAUUUAAUCAAAAUCUUUAUCAAAUAUCUAAUACUACGUUUGUGGUUUUAUUUUCGAUUUUUAAAUUGUACAUGCGAAAGCGUGAGGCACAGCUGAUAUGCUUAGUAUAUAUCAAACAUACCAAAUCGAUUGCCUCAUCUCAAGGAACUAGGGACCUGAGUGGAUAUAGAUGGACAUACUUUCUCGUUUAUCGAGAAUAACUAGGACUAGAUUUUUUUAGGCCACUUGGCACUUAAAUGAUAAACAAUAAUUCAAUAGUCAGUUCGAUAUUAAUGAAGUGAAUAAGUUUUUGUUUUUUAUCGAGAUUUUAAAAUAAAAUCGUUAUUGAUAAAUGGAAAUUAAAUAUGAGCUAAAUGUCAAAAAUUUCUAGUUACGACGAGAAAUGUUUCAAGUUAUAUAUUUUUGCACAAGGACGUUAUUAUAAGAAUCUUACAAUAUUAAAUUAAUAAUGAAACUUCUUCAAUUAUGAUAUUUGAAGUAUUAGGCAUUUUCUCUGUGUCACGCAAUUCUACCAAUAUUAUUUUUGACAAUUAGCUGGUAUUUGUUAUUCACUCUUCAUUUUCGUAGCUUAAUCGCGAGAAAGAAAAAUAAUCGUGAAAGAACGAGCGCAUCGCGUGAAAAAUCAAUUUAGUAAAUUUCAUGUCUCUGCAAUUUGCCGUGCAAUUAAUUGUCAUGCAUAACAUAUUGCGGUAUCGUACAUAUCUUAUAUCAGAGAAUGCGGGAAUCGUUAUUGCGGUAAUUUUUUCCACGCAUCGUUGCAUCGAUCGCGAAUGUAUAUACGACACGUCGCCGUCGUUCCGUUUAGAAUCGAUAUACGUUAAAGAUGCAUGAAAGCGUAAGUGUCGGUAUAACCAUACAAGAGCUAAGGACGUACGCGGAAGUGCAUGAAUGUAUUUUCGCGACGGUACUCGUUCCGUCUUACCGAUGUUGUACUACAAGGCAUUAGCUGUUUGUAAGUAACGCGUGUGCCUGUCUUAGAAGAAGUGCCAAAUGCGUUCUGUGCUAUAACCGAGCGUCAAAACAAACUUCCUUACUUCCUGCACCGAUGGCGAUCACUAUCGGACUAUGACAAUUUUACGACAAUUUUACGUGAAAUUUAAAAAAAUAAACGAGUGAACAAAAUAUUGUGUUGAUAACAAAAAUAAAUACGAAUAAUAAAUCUCAUGUUUUGGCUCUAUAGUAUUUUAGAGACGAAUUCUUGAAUGAAUUUGCUCUUUUUCCUCACGGAAAGUCAAGAAAGAUUAUUAUCUGCUUAUUGUAAUGAAUAUAAAACCGACUUCAAAUUUUUACUUUUCCCUCCCUUCGAAGUAUUUAUACCUUAAAUAUUCUUUAAAAGGAGACUUCUUGUAUAUUUUAUUACAAAGCGCAUGAUCGCCUUCGUGUACGAGUAGUACGGAAUUUUAUGUAUAAGAGGAAAAAUAAGGAGAGAGAGAGGCCAAUGAAUAUAUCGCAACAUAUAUUUUACUACGAUGUUAUGUACGCUUUAUUCUAGGUAACGCGAAGAUGUAAUAAUUAGAAGACAGUGUAAUUAA